CUCGCCAGGCGCCGCGCGGAGCUGUGGGAGCCCGGCCCGUCCCGUCCCGGCCGCCGCCAUCAUGCAGAGCCAGAGCCAGAGCCUGACCCCGCACGUGCACUGGGCGCAGCGGCACAGCGAGCUCUACCUGCGGGUGGAGCUGAGCGACGUGCAGAGCCCCGAGAUCACCAUUACGGAUAACGUGCUUCAUUUCAAAGCCCAGGGUCAUGGUGCCAAGGGGGACAACGUAUAUGAAUUUCAGCUUGCAUUUCUAGAAUCGGUCAUGCCCCAACUGGUGUACAAGGUGACUCAAAGGCAGCUGAACAUCACCGUGCAGAAAAAAGAAAGCAACUGGUGGGAAAGACUCACCAAACAGGAGAGGCGCCCGUUGUUCCUAGCCCCUGAUUUUGAUCGCUGGCAAGAUGAGUCGGAUGCUGAAAUGGAACUCAAAGCAAAGGAAGAAGAAGAAAGGAUUAACAAAAUCCGAAUUGAAUCCAGAGUCCCUAAAGACCCUUUCAGACAGCUGAAGAGAGGAUAUUUGUUCAUGUAUAAUCUUGUGCAGUUUUUGGGGUUCUCCUGGAUUUUUGUGAAUAUGACAGUUCGCCUGUUUAUCUUAGGAAAAGAUUCCUUCUACGAUACAUUUCACACCAUUGCUGACAUGAUGUAUUUCUGUCAGACGCUCGCAUUUAUAGAGAUCCUGAACUCACUAGUAGGAAUCGUCCGGUCACCACUUAUACCUUCUUUGCUCCAGGUACUUGGAAGAAAUUUUGUCUUGUUUAUUGUCCUUGGAAAUGUGGAGGAAAUGCAAAGCAAAGCGGUGGUGUUUUUUGUAUUUUACUGCUGGAGUAUUAUUGAGCUAUUCAGGUAUCCAUUCUACAUGCUUUCCUGCAUUGAUAUAGAAUGGAAAUUACUAACUUGGAUCCGAUAUACCAUCUGGAUUCCUCUCUAUCCUCUAGGCGGCUUGGCAGAAGCCGUGUCUCUGAUUCAGGCCAUUCCGAUCUUCAGUGAAACAGGGAAGUUUAGUUUCACACUGCCGUAUCCGAUGAGCGUUACAAUCAAAUUUUCAUUCUUUCUUCAAAUCUACCUUAUAUUGUUAUUUUUAGGUUUGUUUAUAAACUUGCGUCACCUCUACAAGCAAAGGAGGCAGCAUCUUGGAUCAAAAAAGAGAAAGAUGAAGUAAAACAGGGACUACAAUGCUUUCCUAGACCUAACUUAUCUUAAUGACAGGAGCCUCUGAUUCUUACAAUUUUACCUAUUAUAAUAAUGGAAAGGAUUUUCUACAGCUAAAUGAUCAUGUUAGAUUUCAUAGUGACUCUUCAGAUAGCAUUCCCAUACAUUGUAUUGAGUUCCUCUUCAGUCAUAUACGCAUAGCACUUAAUGUUGAACAAUGGCAAUAUUUAAACGUGUUUCCUAUCAGUUACCAUAUUAUAAAAAGAAAUCCUAGUCGCAAAAAACUGAGCAGCUCUAACUGGGAAUAGAAGAGUUAUUUUUAAUUGGAUAUUUGCUCUCUUUCAGCUAUUGAAUACAGAUAAGGCUUGUGAUGCUGGGGUAUAAUAUUUCAUACCAUCCACUCCAUGCUAUGUGAAACUGACUAGGAGUGGCCCGAGGAGCUGAGAAAUGUAUUUAUUAAUGGUCAGUGCUAGGUCUCCUUUUUUUCAGCAGGCUUUUGCUGAUGCAUUUAAACCUGGGAGCAACUAGUGUCAGCAUUGGACACCACCAGCUUGUUCUUAACACAUGUAUGAUAGGAAGGCUUCAUCUCGCUCCCCCAUGGAAUAGAAAUACAUAGUGGUGUCCAGCAGCCCGGCUACAUACAUCCUAGCCAGUCAUUAGUGGGAGCUACCUACUCCUUCAAAUUUUCCUCACCAGCUGACAUAGCUGCUACUUCACACAGCCUUGUGGUCACCAGGCAGUGUAGGGGUGAGGUUCCAUUCCCUGCUAUUCUUCCCCCAGUAGCCCACAAAAAUUAGAAUUCCACCAGAAAAUGCAGAGGUAAAGCAGGCCUCCCUUGAGGUGAUCCCACAACCUUCCUACUACCAUAGGGAGGCCAGCCCCUUGUCUGAUCUUUGGGAAUGGUGGUGUAAGUGCUUGGUUCAAACCCUGUUGAGAAGGAAGGAAGGAAGCACCUGUUUUCCGAUUCCCUCCAUGCAGAAGACUGCAGCUAAGGAGUCUGCAUGCCAGGCUGGCCACUUGCUUUUGGGGUGCAGUGUUGGGAGUCUAAGAAGUUAGGGACCAUUUUGUUUUGUGUACCAGAUCUCAGCAAAUGGGAGGCAAGUGAUGUUUCAGGUUUAUGCCUUAGAUGAAUUGUAAAAGUAAUUUUAUUUGUUGAAAACAAAGAAAGCCCCAUUGCUUAAAAAUGAGCUGUUUUGAAUAAAGGGUGCCAUGACAAAGUGACUCCUACACCCCCAACCUGAUCUGCCAGGAUUUAGCCCCCUCUGACCCUUUGCAUUUUCCCUGAAAUUAACUAAAGUCUGAUUUAAAUUAAUUGUAACCUUGACUACAGAGCAGUUAGUUGCACUGUUGACCCAGCUGAGUCUAGUAGUCUUUCCCCCAGCACCCACUGUAACCCUUGUGCAAGUUAAUUCCAGAGCGAUCAAUGUAUUUCCAUUCCACUGUUUGUAUGGCUUUGUUUUAAAAAAGCAUAACACCAGAAAAAAAAUAAGGUUGCUAUAUUUUCAAUGUAAUAAUUGGAGAUAUACCAAUCUCCUAGAACUGGAAAGGACCUUGAAAGGUCAUUAAGUCCAGCCCCCUGCCUUCACUAGCAGGACCAAUUUUUGCCACAGAUCCCUAAGUGGCCUCCUCAAGGAUUGAACUCACAACCCUGGGUUUAGCAGGCCAAUGCUCAAACCACUGAGCUAUCCCUCCCCCUUUUCUCCAAUGAUUGUUAUUGUGAGGUUAACACUAGAACAUUUAGGUGGGGUUUUUGCAGAGACAUGGUCCAACCGCCACUGAAGGCAUUCUGCAAAAAGACACCAUCCUAAGGAACUUUCACCACUAUCGAAGGGCAGGGCUACUCUUAAAAUACUGCAUCAGCGCAGCUGCAGCACUUAAGUGAAGACAUACCUACCCCAACGGGUGAGUGUCUCCUGUUGGUGUAGUUAGUUAAUCCACCUCCCCAGGAGGUGGUAGCUGUGUUGACGGGAGAUGCUCUGUCUACACAUGGGGUUAGGUCAGUAUAACUGCGUGUCACUCAGGGGUGUGAUUUCACCCCUGAGUGACAUGAUUAUACCAGUAUAGGUCUGUAGCAUAGACCUGGCCUAAAUGUGUUAAAAGGAGCCUUUCUGUAUGAAAAGCUAAAAAAGGGCAUGGCCAGCUUCCUCAGGGUAGUUACACCAUAAUUUAUACACUGUGUCACUUCUCCAUACACAUCUAUUUGACAGUGAAUCAAGGGAUUGAAUAUCUUGGUGCCGACACUGAGAAUUUAACACAGCAUUCAUUCUUUUAAUUCCUUUAAAGGGCAUUUAAACAUUUAUGAAAUACAUGGUUGUGAGGGUACGGGGCAGGCACUGCAACCCGUAUUUGGUGUGAUUUGCCAUGGAUCUUCAACUACUGAGUUUGCUUGUCCUUUCGAAGGCAGCUGAAUGUGUAUUUCUAUUAAUAAAGAUUUACAAGCAAAGUC
This is a messenger RNA of Mauremys mutica (yellowpond turtle), 3595 nucleotides long. It is a transcript of the gene HACD3, whose product is annotated as 3-hydroxyacyl-CoA dehydratase 3. The record is from RefSeq and is a predicted model, not a curated record. NCBI's taxonomy places the organism in Eukaryota, Metazoa, Chordata, Testudines, Geoemydidae. Gene Ontology annotation, molecular function: 3-hydroxyacyl-CoA dehydratase activity. Gene Ontology annotation, biological process: sphingolipid biosynthetic process; very long-chain fatty acid biosynthetic process; fatty acid elongation. Gene Ontology annotation, cellular component: endoplasmic reticulum membrane. The coding region runs from base 62 to 1159 and encodes 365 amino acids. The transcript is spliced from 11 exons.